AAAAUGUGUCCCCCGUCGAACAACCUCCAGCACCUCCACCGCCAAUCCCCAAAACGAUCUCUGUGGACCGACCCCUAACGACCGCCAGCUCUGGAAGUUCGAGUUUCAAGAAGGUGGUCAAAGACGAGAUGUGGGAGGCAUUCAAGGCGCUCGAUGCGGAUUAUCAGAAGUAAGGGCUCCUGUGGUAUCCGGAGUAGCCUCCCCCCGGGCCCCUCCCCCCUUCACCACCACCACCCGAUGAUGGCUAAAAGCGGAUGCAGAUUUUCGAACAAAUCUGCCCCUCAGAAGACAACCAUUGUCCGACAGAACCUCCUGCCGUUCCUCCAGAAACACUACAACCAGACUUCGAGCAAUAUAUCUCCGGAAAUACUCGAGAGGAGGGUUCGAACGCUUCACCGCUGGUGGACAGGGUUGAUAGCGCAGCUUCGCAAUCGAAGUCCCCAGAUGAUGCCCGGUGGUGACAGACCAGUAUAUCUGGGUGCAAUUUCGUAUAUCAUGUCGCGACCGGAAUGGCGGUCUCCCCCAUCUACGUUUGCGCCUCUCGCGCAACGGCAGCCUCUGUCGGCAAAAUCGGAGUCAUCGGCGUCCUUGUGUUCCGCAACUUCAGAUUUUUCCGUGCAGAAAUCUGUUCAACACAACAUAAAGGUGUUGUUCACCAGAACGCUUUUUGAUACUUUGGCAUAUGUCGUCGAGAGGAUGGGUGUUCGCUCGGCACCGCUAGGCCUAGUUACGUUUGGCGGGAAAGUGCUUGCUUAUGCUUUCUUUUAUUGCGCCGGCGUCGCUGAGAUGUUGAUCAGCCUCUGGGGGCUGAAGCCAGAUCUAGUGAGAAGAGUGCCAUUGGGGUUCGGAAUUGGAAGAUGUACGGAUUUGCGGCAUGUUGCGGAGGACGUCGUGUCCGAGUUUCCCGAGACCCUGCAGCCUCUCGGAUUCACGAGCAUGGCAUUGCUGAUGCGAAAAUUGAGGCAGCCGGUGAAAGUACCAAUCGGCAACCCAGUGGAGUGGUUUGGGCCGUGGCUGAAUCGUUGGUGUGGUCGCGACGGAGGCCUGCUACACGUCUUUAUCAGAGAAUACCACGUCCUCAUGUUUGAGUAUAUGUCGCCCGACGCAACCCGUACCGCUCAGCUGUGUGCGCCUGGCUAUAUCCACGUUCUCGCGCAGAUGCUUUCAAUGAUUGAUAACACCAUCCAUCGAUCCGCAAAUCCCGAGACGGCAACGUCAUCAACAACCUUCGAAGACAUUAUGAAUGCCACAGCAACACUUCCCCUUGCAGCGCGGAACACGGCGGCGGCGCGCACCAUGGCCGAAAACAAGUUGAUUGUGUUGCUCCGGGAGGUAUUGUUCGAUAGCACUCUCCCGCGAAACAUCCGGGAAUGCGUCGGAACCGCCUUUUCCGCGAUGCUCAAGGCCGCGGUGCAGAAGAUUAGUAUGUUCGAUGGAGACGGUUGCUUUCAACUCUGCGAGCUCAUGGAAGAGGUGAUGCCUAUCCUCUCACAGGCCGAGUUGCAGGGCCUCGGGAAUUACAUCGAUUGGAACUUUUGGCUCGGAGUCACCCAGACGAUGCUUGGGAGUGUAAACAACAUGACGGAGCUGAGAGUACUCACUUUCGUCUAUACGAUAUGGCCCAUGUUGGUUGCGGAUGAUGAUCGAAAAAGAAUUGUGUGCAUUGAUUGGCUUUUGUCUGAACCAAUGUGGGAUAGGCUCUUUUGUCAUUGGUGCCCUAUAGUAAGGGCAUACUACAUGAGAUUGAUGUGCUGGAGGCUGGGGAGGUACGAUGGCGAUGCCAGCGAAGUUGACAUUGAGGUACUCAAGACUAUGCUCCUCCGCCUGAGGACUGGCUAUGCCCAACACCUGCAACUGAAAAAGGCCUACGAGGAUGGUGGUGGUGGAAAGCCGUCUUCGACUGCAUCUUGUCUCCCUGCGCCUGGCCGGCGGAUUGUCAUUUUGAGAAAUGACAUUGCCACCGGACCCCCGGGAACCCUCCUGGACGGAAUGGUCCCUACAUUCGCCCCCUUUGUUGCCACCCCGGGGUCGCUAUUGCAGCAGGUGGCCGCCACAGCCUCAGUUACGUCGUUGACCGAGAGCGAGGCUCCAUCGGAAUCUUCUGCCGCCUCCGUUCGUUCCGAUGAAGCCGUCACCCCUGUCCCCCGCAGGUGGAGCAUUCGCAGCGUCUUUGGAUUCAAGCCGGUCGAGAAGAAGGAGACGCCACCAGCACCCGUUGCACCAGCACCGGUAGAAAAGCCGAAAUUGCAGGCCCACUUCAAAUUCUCCCUGGAGUGGGUCGACCGACCGCAGCCCAGUCGGGAGCGGGUAUUGGGGCUUUCUCGGCUACCAGCGCCUGCUCAGCGAUACCUCGAUUCGCUGCAGCACGGCUUCCCGGUCGUGGAGGAUCCUCCCACCGGGGCUACGGCUGCCACAUACAUCGGAAGGGCUUUGGCCGAGUGGAUUCAGGUGAUCGUGGAGCAUGAGAGCUUCUUCGAUCGCAGAAAGGCAGAGGGACGGGAGACGGACAAAGACGUCGAGACUCCUGCCCUCUUCGUGGACAACAUGCGACGGUUCUAGUAAACCGCGCAAUGUGAAAGUAAGGUGCUUUGGGUUUGAUUAUUACGACAGGGCCUGACCACUCUGCUUGCACUUUGUGCUUGUAUUUCCAUGUGUGGCGGUAUUUCCGGGGGCACAUGAAGCGUAUUUACAUACUUUCCUUUUAUUUCCUCUUUACUUUCUCUCUGGUGUUUUUGUGGGUCAUUUUUGCAUUCUCGGGAUCG
Tricharina praecox is the source of this 2762-nucleotide messenger RNA. RefSeq lists its product as uncharacterized. The record is from RefSeq and is a predicted model, not a curated record. The transcript has 2 exons. Lineage: Eukaryota; Fungi; Ascomycota; Pezizomycetes; Pezizales; Pyronemataceae. Bases 154 to 2559 code for a protein of 801 amino acids.